This is a messenger RNA of Cimex lectularius (bed bug), 1932 nucleotides long. RefSeq names its product serine/threonine-protein phosphatase 4 catalytic subunit (gene Pp4-19C). Gene Ontology annotation, cellular component: nucleus; cytoplasm. Gene Ontology annotation, molecular function: protein serine/threonine phosphatase activity. Bases 361 to 1284 code for a protein of 307 amino acids. The record is from RefSeq and is a predicted model, not a curated record. The transcript is spliced from 7 exons. Lineage: Eukaryota; Metazoa; Arthropoda; Insecta; Hemiptera; Cimicidae. Gene Ontology annotation, biological process: peptidyl-serine dephosphorylation; double-strand break repair via homologous recombination.
AAGAUUGAACGGGAUUUCACGAUUGAUGGAAGAACGACGACGAGCAACACUGUACGCGGACCCCUUGUCACUUUCCCUCAUCGACUUAACCUUUAAACUCCGGUGUUGUACCGCUUGCUAAACAUCGGCCCUCUUCUGUCGGUCCAGGAUAGUUUUAAUCUGCCGUUUUCUUGGAAAUUUCACCGGUUUUUUUUUUCCGACUUCGUUUCCAAUGAUAAUGGCAAGUUUGCCGUGCUUCGAUUGAUCCGCGAGCGACGAGGACAAGCGGUGCCUCUUCACGACAGUAAUAGCUCGCUUGCAUCAUUUCCCCUCAACAUUGCAAACACCAUUUGAGCUUUAAUAUAAUUUAUUUACAAGAGAAUGGACGAUACAAGCAAUCUCGACAGGCAGAUAGAACAGUUAAAGAAAUGUGAGAUCAUCAAAGAAGAUGAAGUCAAAGCCCUUUGUGCAAAGGCAAGAGAGAUUCUGGUUGAAGAGAGCAACGUUCAGCGUAUCGACUCUCCUGUUACGGUUUGUGGAGAUAUUCACGGACAAUUUUAUGACCUGAAAGAACUUUUUAAAGUUGGUGGAGAUGUUCCUGAAACAAAUUAUCUUUUUAUGGGAGACUUUGUCGAUAGAGGUUUCUACAGCGUCGAAACAUUUUUAUUACUUCUUGCAUUAAAGGUACGCUACCCUGAUAGGAUAACAUUAAUAAGGGGUAACCACGAAUCACGUCAAAUCACCCAAGUUUAUGGAUUCUACGAUGAAUGCCUAAGGAAAUACGGUAGUGCGACUGUCUGGAAGUACUGUACAGAGAUAUUCGACUAUUUAAGCCUUUCUGCUAUAAUCGAUGGAAAAAUAUUUUGUGUGCACGGUGGACUAUCUCCUUCAAUCCAAACACUCGAUCAAAUUAGAAUAAUUGAUAGGAAACAAGAAGUACCUCAUGACGGGCCUAUGUGCGAUUUACUUUGGUCUGAUCCAGAAGAUACCCAAGGCUGGGGCGUAUCUCCGAGAGGCGCUGGUUAUCUUUUUGGAUCUGACGUCGUAGCCCAGUUCAACAUAGCCAACCAAAUAGACAUGAUUUGUAGAGCCCACCAGCUAGUGAUGGAGGGGUACAAAUGGCAUUUCAAUGAAACUGUUCUUACUGUCUGGUCCGCACCAAAUUAUUGUUACAGGUGUGGAAAUGUGGCAGCUAUAUUAGAAUUAAAUGAACACCUACAAAGGGAUUUCACAAUUUUUGAAGCUGCACCACAAGAUUCUCGUGGCGUACCAUCAAAAAAGCCACAAGCCGAAUAUUUCCUGUGAAAAAACCCCAACCAGACACCUGUAAUGAAAUUCAUCAUUAGAGAUGAUAUGUGCGAUCUUAACGGUCAGUAUAAACAAUGAAACAGAAUUGACACUUUUAUUGUAAGUGAAAAUUAACUCGUUGAUUGUAAAACUAGUUAAUAUUGUAAUUAUUAUAUAAUCAAGCAUUCUGUAAGAAAUAAGAUGAACUGAAUUUUUAUUUUUUGAUACAAACCUACAUAAUCUCUGCCUCAAUGUUCAGAGCCGAUAGUUGUUAAGUGGAACCCAUUCAGACCAGUGUGCUUUAGGGGAGAAGCAGUACACAAUUUAAGUAAAUUAUUUUCCAAUAAUCAUAAAUACAGUUUUGUAUGGCAUUUUAACAAAGUUUUGUAUUGUAAUUAUCAAUUAAAUAAAAUUUCAAUUAUAAAAAAAAAAAAAUUGUCAAUAUCCACUUUCUGGUGAAUAAAAAGUCAGUUUUGUGGUGAACUUUAUUAUUGUAGUUUUUAAUUGAAACUUUGCUAUUUAUUUUAACUCAAUGAUGAAAAUGCAGUGGGUAGUAAACUUUUUCCAUUUUACAAUGAUUGUAUUAUUAUCAAAUGUUCCUGAAGAUCAUGUAGUAGCAGUGAUAGAAAUGCUAAAUUAAAUGGAAAUAUAUAAUUAAUUUUAUAA